Messenger RNA from Suillus subalutaceus, 1305 nucleotides. RefSeq lists its product as uncharacterized. The transcript is spliced from 3 exons. NCBI's taxonomy places the organism in Eukaryota, Fungi, Basidiomycota, Agaricomycetes, Boletales, Suillaceae. The record is from RefSeq and is a predicted model, not a curated record. The coding region runs from base 55 to 1047 and encodes 330 amino acids.
GAAACUGCCGUGCAUCCAGACACCUGUUCAGCAGACAACCCUUGUCAACUCGUCAUGAAGCAAGACUUAAAAACUCGUUUCAGCCUUCAAGCUUUCUUCGCCACACUUCUUCGUCCAUUCAUGUCAGAUUCUCCUACUGACGUUCCUGGGCUUUUCGUUUUGGUGGAGAGCCGUACCGAUGUGGCAGCAUGGCAGACACUGCUCAUGUCUACCCAUCUUUCCCUACAAUGUAGGCUCAAACGGGCCACAUAUUGUAAAUGCAACCGUUACAAACAGCACGAGUUUCUACUCUUGCAUUUUCGUCAUUGGAAUUCUGAGUCCGCAGUUGCUACUGUGGUCAUAGAACGUGUUCCUAAGCAGGACCCCAGCGACAAUUCCUCGUCAAAACUCAUCCAUAAGUCCAAUUUAAUCUACCCUUCAGCUUCUGAAACUGCUGCCCAAGAUGCUGUAUAUACUUCUAGCCAGGGUUCGACAUUUCCGCAGUACCUUGCGGACGCCUACACUCCGUUUACCCAACUUCAUACGCUUGACUUCCCUCCUCUGGCAUGUCCGUCGGCAGCGCAGAUAUCAAUCCUCUUGUCUGUGGUGAAUGAACAAGCACCGAACUACCACCUAUACCAGAACCAGUGUUACUGGUUUGCAUUCACCGUGUGGGAGACUUUGAAAAAGCUCUUCCCGGAUUGCAUCGAAACGCACAACACUCCCAUUGACCAGCGCGCUCACUACUGUGGGCUUGCUAUCCGGAAGGCUGAUAGCGUGGAGGCUGUGUGCAGAGAUUACGGUGUGAGAUGGAGGAAUAUAGAGAAUGAAGAGGAGGAACUAAAGAGAAAGGCAGAUGAAGCUAAAGAGCGACAGCUCUACACGUCCGGUAUGGAGCAAGGUCUCGCACAAGGACAAGCGGAACGAGACCGACUGGAGCAAGGUCUCGCACAACUUGCGGCACAAGGACAAGCGGAACGAGACCGAAUGCAAACAGAAAUUAAUGAAUUGCGAGCAGCGCUCAGCGAAAGUACUAGAUAUUCUGCAGAACAAAAGAGCCGCACAUAGACUUUGGGCGCGGACAUUGGUGUGCGUCGAAUGGAGAAAAGAUUGCAGCAGCAGCGGCUCCCGGCAUGAUUGUAUAUUGCGAGGUCAUUUGGGUUCGGUCGCACACAGCAGCAUUUGCCGUGAUUUUCUUUCUUUCAGUCACUCGUGCAUGCACUCGUUUUAGCACAAAAUUUGUUGUACGAGGGGCUGACUUAGAAGUUGUGAAAUUGCUAUGUUUCGGAAAUGAUGUUGUAUUUCGUAGACUGCACAGCGUGCAUU